AUAUACUCGCAGGACUGGGGUAGCAGCGCAAUCCGUGGAUCCAUUCUCCCUCGUUACCCGGAGGCACUCUUACGAGAGGUUUGGAACCAACAUCCUUAUCCUUGGGUUGACGAGCGAUACCAAGAAGGCGCUUUCUGUCCCAAUCUCUACCUCAAUGACGACGGGAUUGGAGUGUAUCUGGGCGAAAUCAUUGAUCAUGAUCGUGUGGCAAUACCCUCCAAGCCCUUUUUCGCCAUUGAGCCUGUAACAAGCAACGAAUUUGUGAAAGCAGCACUCAAGGGCCCCGAGGCCACGAAGAUGUGGGAGCGUAUAGACACAGGAUUGAAGAAAAUUCUUGAGACGGUUUUCAGGCAGGUCGUUCUGGACUGCAACAUUACCGAUCAAGGCGGCCCAUUCUAUAUUGAUGAGAUUGCUCUGGCAUACCCCUUGUAUUGGACGGAGGUUGAGCGGAGCAAGUACGAGAGGCUGGUCAGAGAGGUGUUGUCAACUUUUGACGACGUAUGCCUGAGCCAUGUUCGACCUCCCAUUGUGUUUCACCAAGAAUGUUUAGCCGCCGCCCACAAUCUCUUCACAAGCAUCACACAGAGCGAAGCUGUCAUGGGCCCCAUCACGGAAUCACCCCUGCUAAAUGAAUGCAAGCACAUUGUCGCCAGACGAGAUCUUGAUGAUCUGAGUUACUCUGUUGUGGGCAGCCCCUUAGUCGCAAGAGGUGGCACCCAAGUUUGGGAACAGGAGAUUGCCGCAUUUGCGGUUCAAACCUUGGAGAGAAAACGGAACGCGGCUCUUCCCCCAAGUGCGCUGAAAGGCAUCCUGCGUCACUUCCAUCAAGAUAUCAAGAGCUUGAGGGCAGAUGAGAUAGGGGACAUGCGUCUUUUCUACGAAGACGAGUCCGGGGGGCAUAUUCUUGUUGUCCCCGCUGAAAAGGCCAAGCUGUGCUUUUGGAAAGCCAUGAGGGAGCCCCUUCAACUCGCAACCACAGAGAUUUUCGAAGCCGCCUCUUUGAGCGAUGAUGUGCGUGUGGUGGUUUACGGCGGCAGCGGUCAGAACUCAGUCGUUCAGUCCAAGAUCAAGGCAGCGUGCGAGAAUGCCGGGGUCAAACCCCCUUACUUCGCUCAAAAUGGUUCACGUGCGAAGCAAACAUGGAAUGUCGUGAAUGGGGCCGCGUAUGCGACGGUACGAACAGUAUCUGUCGAAGAGUUCAUGAGAAAAGGAGCUGCUUUUGGGAUCCGAAAGAGUGCCCUCAAGCCUGGUGCACGAACCAGUGAUAAAUGUCCUGCCGUCGACUGGAAAUCAGAUGUAGCUGUUGCUCUUGAUUCUCGAUCUUCAAAACCUUACCGGACAUGGUGCACGGGUAGCACCAGAAUGAAGAUCAUCUGCGACCCUUACUCGCAAGCGGGUGCAGAGAAGAAAAACAACAUGUUGGACAUUGACCGCUCGUACGAUCUUCUCGAACUUCCACAGCCUUCUCAAGGAUAUUGGAAUUAUCGCCUUAGCCUCCGCAGGGAAGCCAACACCACGAAGCUUGUCAUACGAAUUGAGAAUAUGGGCAAGGCCGGAGCACGAGUCAUAGGCACUCCCAUUCAGCAUUCAUUUCCACUCUACGUCGAUGGCACAUCGAACGCCUGUCUUCUGGAUGUGGAUGUAAAUGAUGAGGGUCGCGGCUUUAUGCUCUCAGAAAAGGGUCACCUGAAGGCCUGCCCCCCUGAAGUCAUACAAGAGCAACUUCAACAGAUGCGCAGGGCUAAGCGUGGUGCUGGUGUCAAAAGAAAAAGACCCCAUUCCCGAGUACCCGGGGUAAAGCCUUCCGGCCACUUGCCGCCGUUCAAGAGAAGGGCCACGCCUCAUUCUGCACAAACGCAAACUCUUGUCGAAAGUUCAGACGAGACGGCCAGCAGUGAUUCCGAUAUGGGAGUUGGUCACUAUGGGUUUCGUGGGAUAGGCACAGAGUUGGUUGAUGUGGGCCAGGCUUUCGCUACGUCGUCUUCAAGUACGGAUGGUUUUUGUUUCGCGCCGUACGAAGCUCUUAAGGAGCUGGGCAAGCGAUACGGGAUGAGUCAAGACGAUGCUCGGCAGGUUUGA
Colletotrichum gloeosporioides is the source of this 2079-nucleotide messenger RNA. RefSeq lists its product as uncharacterized. The transcript is spliced from 5 exons. The annotation marks the transcript as partial. The record is from RefSeq and is a predicted model, not a curated record. Lineage: Eukaryota; Fungi; Ascomycota; Sordariomycetes; Glomerellales; Glomerellaceae.